GGUAGGGGAUGCAGUUUAACACAUUGCAUUCUGGUAAAACAAGCUUCUAUUGGCCAGCAAAGUAGAAUUCGUGUUGAGAGGCACGCCUACGUUACACUCUACUAAUACUGUAUCUAUCUGAAUGUUUUGUUAGUUGGAGCUCUGCCUAGUGGGAUUUUAGCGCAGUGCGCCUAAUGCGUGUGACAAUCUGAGCGCGGUCAUAAAAGAGCGACUGGGAGAAGAAACAUUGUCCAUUAGUAGCACGUCGACUCGUGAUACAGCUAUUAUCCCUAUUCGGCGAUCAUUCCGUUUUGAAAAUCUGAUUUUUUUUUUUUUGUUGUCAGUUUUUAUAAAUGGAGUCUGUAGACCUAAGCACGCAGAAGGGCUCUGGAGAAAAGAGUGGCAUGUCCGCAAAAAGGAGAGCUGAGCUUCGAAGAAGAAAACUGCUGGUGAAUUCGGAGGACAGAAUGAAGCGCAUCAUGGGGUUCAAUAAAACAAGCGACGCGGAUGUCAGUAAAGCAGACAUGACUUCCACAAUUUCCCUGGAGCCCGUGAGAGCCGAGCCGCUGUCGCUCCCCACUUCCACAAGAGUUCCUGUGUUCCCCAGCGAAGCAGAUCUGGGAGGAGACAGCAGUGUGGAGCUAAGGCACAGACCCUGGGGGGAGGGCCCCUCAGACGGGGCCCCUCGCUCCCCGCGCCGGGGGCUGCAGCAGUGCCUGUCCCGCUUUGACGAGGCCAUAAAGCUGCGCAGCCAGCUCGUCAGCGAUGAGCCCGGGCAGGAGGGCGGCUCAGGGGCCGAUGAGCUGGACGCCUUCCACGUGUUCCGACUGACGGGGAGUGUGCUGCUGGCACUCUCUGUCAGAGCCUUUGUGUGCAAGUAUCUGUCCAUAUUUGCUCCAUUUCUGACUCUUCAGUUGGCGUAUAUGGGCCUGUACAAAUAUUUUCCAAAGGGUGAGAAGAAGAUGAAAAGGACCGUGCUCACUGCUGCUCUGCUGUUGUCGGGCAUCCCUGCAGAAGUGAUUAGGCGCUCCAUGGAAACCUACAGCAGGAUGGGAGACGUGUUCACUGAUCUCAGCGUCUACUUCUUUACGUUCAUCCUCUGUCAUGAAGUCCUGGGCCUCCUGGGCUCAGAAAGUGCUUGAUCUGCCUCGUCUCUCCUGUGCAGCGCUGACCCACCCUUUGAGUGGUCUGCUCUACUCUAGGGUGUCACAGGGGUUCCUUUCACAGGAAGGACAGGCUUUCUAGUUGUGUGCUCAAUCCCAAUUCGUUCUGAACUCCCAUAGCAGCUGAUCCCUUCCUGCACAGACUUGUGUCCCGGAAGGCUGGACUAGUCAAUGUUACUCAGCUGUUUUGUUUUUGUUCAGGAAGUUGUCCUUUUUUAAUUGGUGAUGGUAUUGUUUUCAAUGGUCCAGUGUUUUCAUGUUUGAAUGAGUCUCUCUAGAAACUCAAAGGCAGGAUCGUCUGGCUUCACUUCACUUGUUUGUUAUUUGGAUUCAGUUUAUUCCUUGCAGAUUGAUAUGCCUGUGCACACAAGCCACAGUUUAGCAUUCUAGAGCAGUAGCGUGGCACUAGCAGAAGAAGAGAGGCGUGUUUACCUGAGUGAUGAUGGGGCAUCACUGGCUGUCCUGUCCCCCCCCACGCACACACAUGCGUUCCAUUAACACCGUUUAGUGUCAGGGCUAGACUGGGUUUGUUAGCUCUGACACAGACAAUAGGGAAGGUAGCAGGUGAAGAGUCAUUGGAUGCUAGUUCCAUUGUCAGACAGAGUGAUUGAUUUAUUGAGAGAAUGUAGAAUUCUUGCUGAGUUUGAAGAUACAGUGUAAGAUGAGGUUCAUGGAGAGUCCACUCUGUCCCAUUGCAUGUGGGCUGCACAUGCUUGCUGUUACGUUUCUCCAGCUGGGGGCGAUGUUGCUCCUCCAUGUCAGUCUAAAAGUUGCUCAGGAAAGCAGUUCAGUGUAGAGAGCUCUAGAUAUGUAAUCCUUUUAACCCUUACAGUGUAACUCCUUGUAUGGCUGGCAUGUAAUAGAAUUGUCCAAGCCUAAUGCUGACUGUAUAAUACAUAAUUUCAAUGUAAGUACACUGUAGGUAUUUCACUGUUGGGAAUAUUGUAAGCUUUUGAACAUUUCUGUGUUGUAGUCUGUGAAGUAUCUUUGUGUAUUUUUACCCCAGUUUGUAUCCAAUGAAUCCCUGUAAUAAAACCAACACUUAAAACCUU
Molecule: messenger RNA, 2194 nt
Organism: Polyodon spathula (Mississippi paddlefish)
Lineage: Eukaryota; Metazoa; Chordata; Actinopteri; Acipenseriformes; Polyodontidae
Gene: camlg
Product: calcium modulating ligand
Exons: 4
Coding region: 333-1121 (262 amino acids)
Biological process (GO): tail-anchored membrane protein insertion into ER membrane
Cellular component (GO): GET complex
Source: RefSeq, a predicted model, not a curated record